Molecule: messenger RNA, 2439 nt
Organism: Nasonia vitripennis (jewel wasp)
Lineage: Eukaryota; Metazoa; Arthropoda; Insecta; Hymenoptera; Pteromalidae
Product: fumarylacetoacetate hydrolase domain-containing protein 2A
Exons: 6
Coding region: 911-1894 (327 amino acids)
Molecular function (GO): hydro-lyase activity
Source: RefSeq, a predicted model, not a curated record
CCAAGUUAUGCGUGUGAGAACGGAUAAAAUGAAAAAUACCUCACAAAAGAGAGUGAAGUAAAGUUAAGCCGUAAAUGCAAAAAAGUAAAAGAUGCGCGGAUUGCAUGUAUUUGUUGCAAAGCGUUCGAAAACAACAAAUGCGUGUCGAUAUAAUCGGCUUGCGUAUAAAAACAACGAUAACGAGGGUAAUACAUCAGUGCAUAUUUCAAUAUGUAUCAAUUAUGCACUCGAGCGAAUUCACCGAUUCGUGAAAAGUUUCUUGCCGUAUAAUUGCAACUUGAAAAAAAAUUCUAUCCGCUGUUUUUAAAACUCGCUUUUCAAAAUCGCGCUCUCGACCCACUUUUUCAAAAAAAAUAACCAAACCCUACAAUUUCUCCAAAACCCCGUCGACUCCUCUCUGCUGCCGAGUUACGUAAAUUUUCGAACCCAUCAAAAUCCCCCUAACCUUCAAACCGAAUUCCCAGCUCUCUCACAUCCCACAAAAAACCAGAGUUUCGAAAAAUCAUCCCUCGGCCGUAUCCACAAUUAUCCCUCCCACAUCGCGUAGACGCAAGAGAAAGAAAAGCCGCUGAAAAACUCGUGACUCUCUGUCUCUCUUUCUCUCUCUCUCCUUCGCGCAUACACAUACAUAAUACAAGAGUUCUGCCCCUUCUUCGCCGGAUUUAGGCUGCGCGCCGCGCUUGUACACAACUACACACCGCCGGGCUAUGCUAGUCUCCUCUCGUCCUUCGCGGCGUGUGUUUCUCGGUGUGUCCAACGUGGGUAUAAGACACGCGAUUAAAGCCGAAUUUUCCGGUUUAAUACAAUAAUAGGAGGUGAGAAAAAUUGCAGCGAAAAACCUCGCGUAUCUCGUCCCGGUAUCUCGGCGAGAUUGUAACGAGCGGCUGAUAAGGUGUAAUUAGAAGAGAACAUGCCCCUCCACGGAAAGCUCCGAAUGUGCUGCCAGCUCGUCGACAAAAGCCUCGGCGCGCGAUGGAUAGCACGCAUUGCCGGCCGGAAUUUCUCCACAGGAAACGCGGCUAACAUGAGGUUCGUACAGUUCGUGAACAAAAACGGAGGUCCCCAGCACCUGGGGGUCCAGCUGAAGCAAGGCGGAGACAUAAUAGCCAUAUCGGUACUUAAUUCGCGUAUCCCCAACACACUGAAGAAGUUCCUCGAGGGCGGCGAGGAAUUCCUUAAAAAGGCAAAGAGGAUAGUCGCCGAGGGCCGAAGCGUCAUCCCAGAGAAAGAUGUUACAUUCCUGCCACCAAUCACGCAAAUGGACAAACUGGCCUGCGUCGGCUUAAAUUACAGCGGACACUGCAAGGAACAGAAUCUCGAGCCUCCGUCGACUCCUGUAAUCUUCAGCAAAUUCCCCAGCAACAUCAUCGGCCCUCACGAUGAUAUUCACCUGCCUACUAUUUCAGACAAGGUCGACUGGGAGGCAGAGCUGGCGAUCGUCAUCGGCAAGAAGUGCAAGGGUCUGAACAACGACGAGGCCGAGGACUGCAUAUUCGGCUACACCGUUGCUCAGGACCUGUCGGCGCGCGACUGGCAAAAGGGCAAGCGCAACGGCGGCCAAUUCCUCCUGGGCAAGGCGAUGGACAACUUCUGCCCACUCGGACCGGCCGUCGUCACCAAAGAGUCGAUCGCCGAUGUGAAGAACCUCGCUGUCAAGACUUGGGUCAACGGGCAACUCAAGCAGGACGGCAAUACCUCCGAGCUCAUCUUCAAGACCAACGACAUCGUCGCCUACCUCUCGCAAUUCUUCACGCUACUGCCCGGUGAUGUGAUCCUUACUGGAACUCCAGCUGGAGUUGGCUUCGCGCGUAAUCCACCGGAAUUCUUGAAGAAAGGAGACGUUCUGGAAACCGAGAUCGAGAGCCUUGGACGUUUGAAGAAUAACGUUCUCUGAUGUUUCGAGAACGAUUCGAUGUACUACGAGGAGACGAUAAGCUUUGAACAAAAGAUUACGGCUCAGGUCGGAAGAAAGCAUUGACUGCUCGUCAAGAGUCAACAAAGCAUAUUGUUCAAGAAAAAAAAAUGUAAAGACGAGACGACGUAAAAGCUGACGCGCUGGAAUACUCGAAACAAAUUUUGUGUCCUUUUAAAUGGCCUGGCGUGACGUGAUUUUCAAUCGAUGUAUGUACUCUUUUAAAGGGCGACAACUGCGCCUGCAGGAUUGCCAACAAUCAGCCAUAAUAGCGCUUUUUUCAUUCUAUAAGCAGACGCUAUACUGCCGGGAAUAAUGAGCGAUAUUUAUACAUAAUUACAUCGAUUCGGUUUAUAAUUUUUACGCAUAUAGUGUAUUUAGAUGCCGCGUAAUAGCAAGAACAGUUGGAAUUUUUUAAUCGCAAGCUUACGCGGAACGCAGUCAGUUGAAUCUGUCAUUGUCAUUUUUAAUGUUACUAUUAUGUUUUAUACUGUAAAAUAAAGAAAACGAGAUUUUAGAACUGUAUA